UUCUUUCUCGCUUUACUGUGUCAUUUUGCAAUUUUGCUGGUCAAUAUUUCUCUUGUGUUGUGAGGGGACAGACAACAUAGACGUAGACAACACAAGGUCAGAAAAAAAGGUCAAUUUUUUUCAAUCCAUGAUGGAUAAUGUCUCUGUAAUUACAAUAUUUUAUCUCUCAGGUUUAAAUGAGACAAUUAAUCACAGAUUUCUUCUCUUCUUUCUCACUUUAUUGUGUUAUUGUGCAAUUCUGCUGGUAAAUAUUGCUCUUAUUGUGACUGUCGUCUUGGACAAAAGCCUCCACGAACCAAUGUAUAUUCUGCUCUGCACUUUUUGCAUCAAUGGACUUUACGGGACAGCAGGUUUCUAUCCCAAAUUUCUGUGGGAUCUGCUCUCUCCUGUUCAUGUCGUCUCUUACUCUGGAUGCCUCGUUCAAGCUCAAGUGAUGUACUCUUUUGCCUGUGGUGAUCUCUCUAUUCUUGCCGUCAUGGCAUAUGACAGAUAUGUGGCUAUAUGUCGACCUCUAGAGUACCACUGUGUCAUGUCCAGGCAAAGGGUUUUAAAGUUAGCGUGUUUCUCUUGGUUAACACCGUUCUGUAUUAUAGGCACAAACAUUUCUCUGACAGCACGGCUGAAGUUGUGCAGCACUUUUAUUCCCCGACUCUUUUGUGUGAACUGGAUUAUUGUCUCCCUCGCUUGUUUCCCGGCUGAAGUUGUUGUUAGCAGUAUAGUUGCAUACAUCACAAUACUCAUUUAUGUAUUUCACGGUGUUUUCAUUGUUUGGUCCUACAUGUACCUCAUCAAAACCUGUGUGCAUUCUGCAGAAAACAGGGCAAAGUUCAUGCAGACGUGUGUGCCACAUUUGGUCUCCUUAACAACUUUUCUUUUGACAAUUCUCUUUGAUGUUAUGAAUAUGCGAUUUGCCUCAACAAAAUUACCUCAAACCCUCCAAAAUUUUCUUGCAAUAGAGUUUCUUGUCAUUCCUCCGCUCAUGAAUCCUCUCAUCUAUGGUUUCAAAUUGACCAAAAUUCGAAACAUAAUUCUGGGACGUGUUACUUGUAGAAAAAGAGUAAACUUUUAGUUCUGUAGGUGAAGCAAAGUCUAAAUUCUGCUUCUGAAAUUGUAUCUUGUAAAUAUCUAAACUGCUGUUUGUUUUUCUGAAGUACGCUGCAUGUUAACAUUGAGUAUAGAAUAAUAUUUUUGGUGUGCUUUAAUAGAGUGAUUCUCGGGCUGAGGCCUUCACAGGUUUCAGGAGAUCAUCUCUGGGGGUGUGAUGAUUAUAGAAAAAUUAUACAUACAUGAACUGGGAGCUGUUUUGCAUAAAUUG
This is a messenger RNA of Solea senegalensis (Senegalese sole), 1315 nucleotides long. Its product is annotated as olfactory receptor 1019-like. The record is from RefSeq and is a predicted model, not a curated record. Lineage: Eukaryota; Metazoa; Chordata; Actinopteri; Pleuronectiformes; Soleidae. The transcript has a single exon. The coding region runs from base 128 to 1069 and encodes 313 amino acids. Gene Ontology annotation, cellular component: membrane. Gene Ontology annotation, biological process: G protein-coupled receptor signaling pathway. Gene Ontology annotation, molecular function: olfactory receptor activity; G protein-coupled receptor activity.